AUUUCCAAAUAUUGUUGCAAUCAGUUCAAAUCAAUUGCAAUACACAAUGCACACAAGUAACUUAUAGGGGCGGAAGUGUUUUCUGCAGCUGGCGACAAACACAGUUGCGUGUACAAUAUACCCGUGUAUUGUGCCAUUACCGGGUAUAAAAAUAUCAAAGAGUCGCUGAGCCCGAAGUGAGUAUAUGGCCAAACACAACGCAUUUGUUGUUCAAAGCGUUCGGAACGUGGACGGAUUGAGCUCCGCCGGGAACCGCCUUCUCCACAUCAACAGCCUUUUGAACCACAUUCCAGUUGGGAUUCGCUUCGGCCCAGCUUGCUAACUCGCAAUGAAAUAUUUUGGCGGAGUCGAAGGCGGAGCCACCCACUCCAGACUGGUCAUCUGCGAUGAGAGCGGUAAAUCCGUGGGCGCCACCAGCGGCCUGGGCACCAAUCACUGGGGCAUUGGCAUUCCGGAAUGCGCCCGCCGGAUCGCUGACAUGGUGGAGCGGGCGAAGGAGGAGGCGGGCAUUCCCAAGGAGACGCCCCUCACAAGUCUGGGAUUGAGCCUCAGCGGCUGCGAGCAGGAGGCCACCAAUCGCGAGCUGGAGCAGGAGCUGCGCACCACGUUUCCGGACCUGGCCCAGAACUAUGCCGUGUCCAGCGACACCAUGGGCAGCAUGUACACCGCCUCGUCCAUCGGAGGAAUGGUUCUAAUUUCUGGAACCGGAUCCAAUUGCCUGCUGCGAAACCCUGACGGCUCCACGUCCAAUUGCGGCGGCUGGGGCAACUUCCUCGGUGACGAGGGAAGCGCCUGGUACAUCUCGUACCGCGCAGUCAAGGUGGUGUUCGACCACAUGGACAACUUUGAGCAGUCAGCGGCUCCCGUGGAGAAGACUUGGAGUCUGAUCAAGGAGCACUUUAGUUUGGAGACGCGCCUGGAUAUGCUGCCCCACUGUUACGCCAAGUUUGACAAGCCUUUCUUCGCCAAUCUGUGCAAAAAGCUGUCGCAGAACGCCGAAAAUGGAGACGAACUGGCGCGCAGCUUGUUCCGCGAGGCCGGUGUCCAUCUGGCCAGAAUGAUCCUUGCCCUGCUGCCCAAUGUGCACCAGGAUCUGGUCAAGUCCGGGGACCUAAGCGUAGUGUGCGUAGGAUCCGUGUGGUCCAGCUGGAAUCUGCUGCAAGAGGCCUUCAUCAGUGAACUCGCCAAGACAAGCAUCAACUUCGACCUCAAGCUGGUGCGCAUUACCAAGAGCAGUGCCUACGGAGCCUGCUACCUGGGUGCGGAUAGUGCCGACUUCGAUCUUCCGAGAAACUAUGCCGACAACGUUACAGUGCUGCACACGUACACCGAUCCUCGAAAGAAAGCCAAAGCCACCAACGGCUGUAACUGCUAGAUAAAUUGUGUUAGACAACCCAUUCCGCAAUACACUUCCCAAUUGCCAAAUUCGCAAUCAAAUUCCAGUACGGAUAGGUAGUAUUAUAGCUUAUCAAGAAAUAAAUAAUUUUAUCCUUUGACGAAAGUAACGAAGUUUCCCUUUCAAACUUGCUUCAAACUCACCUACAUAUACUUUCUAAACUUUUUAAAGCGUGUGUCAUUUUUUUGUUGGGUUUGUUAGAAAUACGUAUGAAAAUUUUAUUCGAUAAUGUUCAUUGUAUUAAUUGUAUGUGUCUCAAUGUUGGCUGUCGUGGCUUCUUUUCAUGUAUGUGGGCAUACAUGUGCGGCAUCUUUUUUGUAAUACUUUGAUUGUGUUUAAAGCCAAUUUGUUUUUAUUUUCGCCGUGCUGUCAUCAAUUCUUUGGCUAAUUUGAUUCUCGAAUCGGGAAGCAGAACAUAAAUGUAUCUGUUUGUAGCGAAGGAAUACAUAGGCCAAAAACAUAAUAUCUUAGGGAGCUUAGAAUAGAGUAUUUGGGAUAAUGUACGAGUAGCUGAAUCGAAUGCCGGAGCAAGUGAAUCAAAAUUACAUCUACAUAUAUAUAUAUAUAAUUGCUUGGAUAAAACAUUUAACGUACUGUAAGAUUGAAUGCGACAUACCAAAAGAGAUUUUCAAUAAAAUCGAAUUCAAAUAGAA
Messenger RNA from Drosophila mauritiana, 2049 nucleotides. RefSeq names its product N-acetyl-D-glucosamine kinase. Gene Ontology annotation, molecular function: N-acetylglucosamine kinase activity. The coding region runs from base 329 to 1375 and encodes 348 amino acids. The record is from RefSeq and is a predicted model, not a curated record. NCBI's taxonomy places the organism in Eukaryota, Metazoa, Arthropoda, Insecta, Diptera, Drosophilidae. The transcript is spliced from 5 exons.